Messenger RNA from Neogale vison (American mink), 3196 nucleotides. It is a transcript of the gene PTBP2, whose product is annotated as polypyrimidine tract binding protein 2. Bases 112 to 1725 code for a protein of 537 amino acids. Gene Ontology annotation, cellular component: nucleus. The record is from RefSeq and is a predicted model, not a curated record. Gene Ontology annotation, biological process: regulation of RNA splicing; mRNA processing. Gene Ontology annotation, molecular function: mRNA binding. The transcript has 14 exons. NCBI's taxonomy places the organism in Eukaryota, Metazoa, Chordata, Mammalia, Carnivora, Mustelidae.
CGGCACCUUCGGCAAUUUCCGUCAGGCCCUGGCCGCCAUUUUCUCGCCGCUUGUGUGUCUCGCUGGCUGCGUGGCUCGGUUCUUGUGAGCGAAGCUUUGUCCGGUUCGGCAAUGGACGGAAUUGUCACUGAGGUUGCAGUUGGCGUGAAGAGAGGAUCUGACGAACUACUCUCAGGCAGUGUUCUCAGUAGUCCAAACUCUAAUAUGAGCAGCAUGGUGGUUACAGCCAAUGGUAAUGAUAGCAAAAAAUUUAAAGGAGAAGAUAAAAUGGAUGGUGCUCCUUCUCGUGUACUUCAUAUUCGAAAAUUACCUGGUGAAGUGACAGAAACUGAAGUUAUUGCUUUAGGUUUGCCUUUUGGUAAGGUGACCAAUAUCCUUAUGCUGAAAGGAAAAAAUCAGGCAUUUUUGGAACUAGCAACAGAGGAAGCAGCUAUUACUAUGGUUAAUUACUAUUCUGCUGUGACACCUCAUCUCCGUAACCAACCAAUUUAUAUCCAGUACUCCAAUCACAAAGAACUAAAAACAGAUAAUACAUUAAACCAACGUGCUCAAGCAGUUCUUCAAGCUGUGACAGCUGUCCAGACAGCAAAUACACCUCUUAGUGGCACCACAGUUAGUGAGAGUGCAGUGACUCCAGCCCAGAGUCCAGUGCUUAGAAUAAUUAUUGACAAUAUGUACUACCCUGUAACACUUGAUGUUCUUCACCAAAUAUUUUCUAAGUUUGGUGCUGUAUUGAAGAUAAUCACAUUUACUAAAAAUAACCAGUUUCAAGCUCUUCUUCAGUAUGGUGAUCCAGUAAAUGCUCAACAAGCAAAACUAGCCCUAGAUGGUCAGAAUAUUUAUAAUGCUUGCUGUACCCUAAGGAUUGAUUUUUCCAAACUUGUGAAUUUGAAUGUAAAAUACAACAAUGAUAAAAGUAGGGAUUAUACUCGACCUGAUCUUCCAUCUGGGGAUGGACAGCCUGCAUUGGACCCAGCUAUUGCUGCAGCAUUUGCCAAGGAGACAUCCCUCUUAGGGCUUCCUGUUGCAGCUGUUCCAGGAGCUCUGAGUCCUUUGGCUAUUCCAAAUGCUGCUGCAGCAGCUGCUGCAGCUGCUGCUGGCCGAGUGGGUAUGCCUGGAGUCUCAGCUGGUGGCAAUACAGUCCUGUUGGUUAGCAAUUUAAAUGAAGAGAUGGUUACGCCCCAAAGUCUGUUUACCCUCUUCGGUGUUUAUGGAGAUGUGCAGCGUGUGAAGAUUUUGUACAAUAAGAAAGACAGUGCUCUGAUACAGAUGGCUGAUGGAAACCAAUCACAACUUGCCAUGAACCAUCUUAAUGGACAGAAAAUGUAUGGCAAAAUUAUUCGUGUUACUCUGUCUAAACAUCAGACUGUACAACUACCUCGAGAGGGACUUGAUGAUCAAGGGCUAACAAAGGAUUUUGGUAAUUCCCCAUUGCAUCGUUUUAAGAAACCUGGAUCCAAAAAUUUUCAGAACAUUUUUCCUCCUUCUGCAACCCUUCACCUAUCCAAUAUCCCUCCUUCAGUAGCAGAAGAGGAUCUACGAACACUGUUUGCUAACACUGGGGGCACUGUGAAAGCAUUUAAGUUUUUUCAAAGAGAUCACAAAAUGGCUCUUCUUCAGAUGGCAACAGUGGAAGAAGCUAUCCAGGCCUUGAUUGAUCUUCAUAAUUACAACCUUGGUGAAAACCAUCAUCUGAGAGUGUCUUUCUCUAAGUCAACAAUUUAAAAAGGGGGAGGUGAAGCUUGAGGGUGUAUCACAUUGUUUGGUGUCAUCACCUAUUGACUGUUCAGAAAAGUGGGGACCAGAGUUUGAUUUUUUUGUUGGUGUUUCCUUUUUUUUUUCCCCCAUGCUGUUAUCAUUCCUUGGUUAUAAAAAUGAAAUGGCAUACGUAAAGGCAGAGUUGUUAACUGCUGUAUUUCAUCUGUUCUAUAGGGAGGCCAUUUUUAUUGUCUGUUUAUGAUUUUAGUUUAAUUAUAGUUUAAUUAUACUUUCCUUUUUCAACUUAGUUGACAUACGUGCCUUAAAAAGGAAAACUAGUGUUGCUAUUGUGCAUUUACUAGGAAAAAGGAAUUGGUUGUCUAGGGCACAUUGUUAUAUGGGAAUUACAAUAUGUUUAGGCAGGGGUGUGUAAAAAGGUUAAGUUUUGUUUCUCCUGCUUGGAACUUAUUUUGAAUUAUUGGCUUGUCACAUUUCUUUCUAUUUAAUCAAAUAAGAUACAUGAUACUGAAAGAAUUAAAGCAGCAUUUUUUUUAGUUUUUAUUACCUUAGGCUUUAUUGCUUUAAAAAAACAUUGGCCUUUUGUAUCUCACAAUUCUGGUCUAGAUUCAGUUAUGAAUGUAGGCAUUAGUUAAAAUUAACAAGAUGCAGAGUAUUAAUUUCUUAAGACAACAAAGUGAUUUCUGUAAGUUUGAGCCCUAUGUGGAAAGCAUUGUGGAAUCUUAACCUUUUUGUACACACUCUUGUGGGACGUAUCAUAUAAAUGUCAGCACUAAGUAAUGUCUUGUUUGUGGCUGAAUAUUUUUCGUAGAUGUUUUUGAAGUUGACAUGACUUACGUGCAUUUAAAUAUAUAUUGCCAUCCUUAGUUUGUAAUUAAGAUUUGGAAUAUGGUUGUGGAUUUCUGAGCAUGUGCAGACUGGUCUAGCUAGUUCAGGAACUGGUGCAUGUAUUUUUCAAAGAUAAAGAAAGUGUACUGCGAAAAUUUGCAGGAAGAUUAAUUUUGUGGCAGUUUUCUAAAACUGACAACCAGGUGGGACCAAAGUUUAUGUGCCUUUAGUCUUAAUUUACCUUGCAUUGUAAUAUUCAGUUUUAAUAAAUCUUCAAAAUAUUUUGUAUUUAGGAAUAGAUCUGACUUUAAUAAAAACAUGGCUCAGAAUCUACAGGUCAAAUUAAUUUGAACAGUUCUUGUCAAUCUGAAUUGUUGAUUCUGUUUAAAUGACCAAUACUUUUUGAAAUUGAUGUACUUAGUUUCAAGAUUCAUAGAUUCUGUUAUCUAUGUAGACAGAAUGGUCAUGUAUAUUUUCUAUUAGUUGAGUUUUUACAUCUUUAGAAAUGUAAAAUUCAGUAUAGUUUGAAAGUGGCACAAUUAAAAAUUAAUUUUCUAACAAAGUUGGGAGGUUUGAUGGUUGUUUAAUUUCCUUUUGUGUGUACUCUGCUUACCUCUGUAGCAUGCUCAAUAAACACUUCUGUAGCUCUGUA